Chara braunii is the source of this 2070-nucleotide messenger RNA. NCBI's taxonomy places the organism in Eukaryota, Viridiplantae, Streptophyta, Charophyceae, Charales, Characeae. The record is from the annotation of a GenBank genome assembly.
GCAAGUGAAAGAGCUCAUUCCGACUAUAACAGCCAGAGGGGAACCGCUACAUAGCAACAUUCAAUCCAUUCCGUUCGAAGAAAAACAUAACCGACCAUGCGCCCUACGAUCAAUAUCAAUCAGCGGUCAGGAAACGUGUCGCACAAAACACAGGGUCCCGAACUGAGGACUAAACCGCCGCAAGUGGGACUUGGGGCCUCGUUAGACACUCCUUACGGUUUCCUUGAGCCACAAGGAAACGUCCUUGUGGUUUUGAAGGGAAAAUUGCGGCGUCGUUACACUCAUCCUUGGGGCCAUCCCCCGAGGGUGUUUCCUUGUGGCUUCCCCGCGGCCGUUUUCAUACGCAAAUUAGCGGCCGCGGGGUAUGUCGUCCUUGGUCCAGCUUCUUUGUCCGUGUGGAGGCUGCGCGGUCCAGCGACGCGAGGCGGGAAACGGCAGUCUGCGGGCGGCGCGAGGAGAAAUUUAAACCCGAGAGCGUGGGCAUUCGAAAUUCAAAUUUCGAAUGCCAGCUUCGACAGCGACGACGACGUGUGGCUGGCGGGACGACGGCGUCGUGCUGUGGAAAAGGGCCCGGCGGCGGCGCAGGCCACGUCCAGAGGGCUCCCUCAUCUGCUCCCGCAGCGUGUUGUGCUUCCAUCGCCGUGGACCUUUGUGCACGUCGACUGCGCGUUGCUCUUCGCUUUCGUGCGCCGGGUUGUGAGCGGAGAAAAGGGGCCACCUUCUCAACGGACGUCUUGGAGGGCAAGACGGGCUAUGGAGGGCGGCGCAGCGGCUAGACGUGAUGUGCUGAGUCAUGGUGAGCUGCAGGCGGUGGCGGCGGCCGUGUCGACGAUCGUUCUUCGAUGUCAGCAGGAGAGGGCGCUGGGGCGACUGAAGGAGCAUUUGCGCGCGCGUAGACGGAGGACAUUGACGCAAGAUCCACACGAUGGUGCCGAGUUCGUGGCGACGUCGGAAGCUGUUGUUCAGCUGUGCUAUGCGUUGGGCUGCGGAGUGAUACCCCGCGCGACGCCGCGGUGGUGGGUGAAGCGCAGGACAGGAGGAACGUGGGAAGACCUCAGGCUAUGCGACGACGUGACUGACGACUACUUCCGCGAUAAGCUGCGAAUGUCGCCGUGGGCUUCAGGUGAGACGUAUGAGAGCAGCACGUGCAACUUCGGGAUCGGACGAGCUUCUGGGCUGAUUGCCAUCCACGACGUGAUUGCCGCGCUGCUGAGGGUGUUCGACGAUAAGAUAGUGUGGCCGACGGGAGUUCGUAAACAAGUCGUUCUUCGGGCGUUCGCUGAUAAAGGCUUCCCCAACUGCCACGGUUGCAUUGAUUGCACUCACAUCUACAUCGACAAGCCAGCGAAUGCUCGGAGCGAAAAAUACUUCGACAGGAAGCGUCGUUUCUCCAUCGUUGCGCAGGUCGUUGUCGACUUGGACUUGCGUGUGUUGGACGUGCACAUGGGAUACCCCGGUAGCUGCCACGACAUCAGGGUGCUGCAGUUGUCCAGCCUGUCGCUGCGCGUGGAGGAGGGGUCGUUGUUCCGCGGGCCCCCCGUCACACUGUCGUUCGGUGUGAAGACGAACGGUUACCUUCUUGCGGACAAUGGGUACCCCCCUGCCGAAUGGAUGGUCGUCCCGUACGGCAGUACCAAUCAGAUCGUCAAGCAGGAGCAGUUUGACAACAAGCAGAAAGUGGCAAGGGGAGCGGUGGAGAGGGCGUUCGGCAGGCUGAAGGGCAUGUGGCGGCUGUUUCUCCGAACACACAAGACAAACCUUGAGACGCUCCCGCAGCAGUUCACCGCCGUCUGCAUACUUCACAACUUACAGAUCGAGGCGGGGAUCCCCUUCGAUGAGAAUCUGCUGUGGGAGGUCGACGGUAAUGGUGUGCGACGACGAGUGGACCUGGGAAUCGACGAGCCCCUCCAGCCUGUGUCCAUGUUGACGUCGACCCACGAAGCCUUAGCCCUGAGGCAUGCUUUGGCGGAACGAAUGAAACAUGAAUAAGUCGUGUAUCAUUCAUGGACGACAGCACAUGAAGAUGGCUUAAUUGCAACAAUGGGCGGACACCUAAUUGGUCUUUUCGUC